This is a messenger RNA of Astyanax mexicanus (Mexican tetra), 2463 nucleotides long. It is a transcript of the gene gys2, whose product is annotated as glycogen synthase 2. NCBI's taxonomy places the organism in Eukaryota, Metazoa, Chordata, Actinopteri, Characiformes, Acestrorhamphidae. The record is from RefSeq and is a predicted model, not a curated record. Gene Ontology annotation, molecular function: alpha-1,4-glucan glucosyltransferase (UDP-glucose donor) activity. The transcript has 16 exons. Gene Ontology annotation, cellular component: cytoplasm. Gene Ontology annotation, biological process: glycogen biosynthetic process. The coding region runs from base 86 to 2206 and encodes 706 amino acids.
UACCAUCACUGCUCAGAGCGAGAGAGUGUGUGUGUGUGUGUGUGUGAUAGGGUAAGUGUAUGUGUGAGAGAGAAGGAAAGCAGUCAUGCCUCUGUCCAGAUCUCUGUCUAUGAGCUCGCUGAGCGGCCUGCCGCUGUGGGAUCAGGAGGAGCUUCCUGUAGAUGAGCUGCUGCUGUUUGAAAUAGCCUGGGAGGUAACCAACAAAGUGGGAGGAAUUUACACCGUCAUCCAGACCAAGGCCAAGAUCACAGUGGAUGAAUGGGGGGAGAACUUCUUCAUGAUCGGCCCGUAUUAUGAGCACAACUUCAAGACCCAGGUGGAGCAGUGUGACCCUCCUAAUGCAGCCAUUAAAGCAGCCAUGGACUCCAUAAAGAAUAACGGCUGUCAGGUACAUUUUGGUCGUUGGCUCAUAGAGGGAAGUCCCUAUGUGAUCCUGUUUGAUAUCGGAGCCGCUGCCUGGAACCUGGACCGCUGGAAGGGAGAUCUGUGGAACACCUGCAGCAUCGGGCUUCCCUACCACGACCGAGAGGCUAACGACUCGCUCAUUUUCGGCUCGCUCGUGGCCUGGUUCUUUAAAGAGUUAACAGAUAAGCUUCAGGAUAAGCCGAAUGUAGUCGCUCACUUUCACGAGUGGCAGGCCGGGGUGGGACUGGUGCUGAGUCGAUCCCGUAAAGUGCCCAUGGCCACCGUCUUCACCACACACGCCACUCUCCUGGGCCGUUACCUGUGUGCAGGAAACGCUGACUUCUACAAUAACCUGGAUAAGUUUGACAUAGACCGAGAGGCAGGAGAGAGGCAGAUUUACCAUCGUUACUGUUUGGAAAGAGCUGCAGUCCACUGCUCUCACGUUUUCACCACAGUCUCUCAGAUCACCGCAGUGGAGGCAGAUCACAUGCUCCACAGAAAACCAGAUGUGGUUACGCCAAACGGCCUGAACGUAAAAAAGUUUUCAGCGAUGCACGAGUUUCAGAACCUGCAUUCAAUGAACAAACUCAAGAUCCAGGAGUUUGUUAGGGGGCACUUUUAUGGGCAUCUGGACUUCAAUCUGGAGAAAACCCUUUUCUUCUUCAUCGCAGGCCGGUAUGAAUUCUCCAAUAAGGGCGCUGACAUCUUCCUGGAGUCGUUAUCCAGACUGAAUUAUCUCCUUAGGGUGCAUAAGAGUGACGUGACGGUGGUGGUGUUCUUCAUCAUGCCAGCAAAGACAAACAACUUCAACGUAGAAUCUCUAAAAGGCCAGGCAGUGCGUAAGCAGCUAUGGGACACUGCUCAGACUGUAAAGGAGAAGUUUGGAAAAAGGCUGUAUGAAGCCUUGUUGAGGAGUGAGAUCCCCGACAUGAACAAGAUUCUGGACAGAGAUGACUUCACCAUAAUGAAGAGAGCCAUUUUCGCAACACAGAGACACAGUCUUCCUCCAGUCACCACUCACAACAUGCUGGACGAUUCCACCGACCCAAUCCUGAGCAACGUCCGGCGCAUUGGCCUCUUCAACUCCCGCAACGACAGAGUCAAGGUCGUAUUUCACCCGGAGUUCCUCUCCUCCACCAGCCCAUUGCUGCCCAUGGACUACGAGGAGUUUGUUCGCGGCUGCCAUUUAGGAGUGUUUCCCUCCUAUUAUGAACCCUGGGGCUACACACCAGGUGAAUGCACAGUAAUGGGAAUUCCAAGUGUAACGACUAACCUGUCUGGGUUUGGCUGCUUCAUGGAGGAGCACAUAUCCGACCCCUCUGCCUACGGAAUCUACAUUGUGGACCGCCGGUUCCGCUCAGCAGACGAGUCGUGUAAUCAGCUGACCCAGUUCAUGUUCUCCUUCUGCCAGCAGUCCCGCCGUCAGCGUAUCGUCCAGCGGAACCGAACUGAAAGACUCUCGGACCUGUUGGACUGGAGAUACCUGGGACGGUUCUACAUGCAUGCUAGACAUCUAGCCCUCAGCAGAGCAUUUCCUGAACGAUUCAAGAUUGACACUCUGGCACCUCCUCCAACUCAAGGAUUCCGGUACCCCAGACCCUCCUCCGUCCCGCCCUCUCCCUCAGCCUCCCUCCAUUCCACCCCCCACCACAGUGAUGCAGAGGACGAUGAUGAUGAUGAUAAUGAGCCUUAUGAUGAAGAUGAGGAGGCAGAAAGGGACAGGCUGAAUAUUAAAGUGCCCUUCAGUCUAGGGGCCGUCCCUGAGGGGAAGAAGAAGCAGCCGGGCGAAUACGGGAAUUAAAAGCUGCUUUUAAAGCUGCUUUUAAACCAACGACAGCAAUGUUCACAACCCCAUACUGAUGGACACUUCUUCUUUUUGUACUGAUUGUAUAUCAGGGGAGUUGUGCCCUAAACAGUCAGGUCCAUUUUGCUUCUGUUCACUUUCACAAUGGAUUUGAUUUGAUGUGAACAGUACGCAAUUAAUGUGAAGAGUUUCAGCUUUAAUUUUAAGGUGUUUAAUUAAACAAUAUAUUUACAUUAAACAAUACUAACUGUUUA